Molecule: messenger RNA, 4018 nt
Organism: Pelodiscus sinensis (Chinese soft-shelled turtle)
Lineage: Eukaryota; Metazoa; Chordata; Testudines; Trionychidae
Source: RefSeq, a predicted model, not a curated record
AGGGGUUACUGCAGUGGGUAAUGCUAUAAUUGCUUGUGCAGGGAGCCAGUGGAUUGCAGUGCCCGGGGAGCUUCGUGGCUAUGAAGAAGCCCACAGGCGAUAUGGCCAGUUGCCUUGGAAAUCGCUGUUUGAACCAACCAUCAAGCUCCUUACAAGUGGAAUCAGAAUUCCGAAAGUGCUGGACAAAUUUCUCAAUUACCCCAUACUACUGCCUCUUUUGAAAAAGUCAUCCUUGGGGAAGCUAUUCUUUAAGAAUGGUACGCUUGUAAAAGAGGAUGAGAUCUUCCUUUGGCCAGCCCUGUUGAAAACACUGAAGGCUGUAGCAGAGAAGGGAGCCCAAGAAUUUUAUGAGGGCGAGAUAGCACAGAACUUGUUGAUGGACAUAAAGAAGGAAAAUGGCAGCCUGACGCUAAAAGACCUCAAGGACUUCCAAGCAGAAGUGUCAACACCUUUGAAUAUUUCUCUGGGGAGUUACACAAUAUAUUCCCCUCCGCUGCCUUCUGGGGGAGCUAUUCUCCUCUUCAUCCUCAACAUCCUCAAAGAGUUUAAAUUCACGCCAGAGUCCAUGAAGUCCCCCGAAGGGAAGAUCGAGACCUACCACCGUAUAGCAGAGGCCCUGAAGUUUGGCAAUGGGCAAAAGUCAAAACUGGACACUGAGCAGGUGAGCUGGUGCAGUACCAUGGGACAGCUAGAACUCAGACUCAGGGGGGGGGGGGGGAGGAAAAGGAAAUCAAUUUGCAGUAAAUUGUCCGUGUGUUUUAAACGUACUUUUUCUCCACUCAGGUUUGGCUCCAUGGUAUAUUCUCCAGCCACUGGGAUCAUUUUGAAUAACGAGCUCCAUGACUUUUGCAAGAAGAAGCCAAGUAGCGAGAUCAUGCGUGGAGAAAGACCCCCCUCUGCCAUGGCUCCUUCCAUUCUCAUCUCCAAAGACAAGAACGCUAAGCUGGUGAUUGGAGGCUCCGGAGGGGACUUGAUUAUCAGCGCCACAGCCUUGGCAAUCAUGAACAAACUCUGGUUUGGCUACGACCUGGAGCAUGCCAUCUCAACGCCCAUUCUCCAUGCUGCCAUGAACAACAUUCUCCAUUUUGAGAAAAUGUUUGAUGAGGUUGUGAAGGGGGGACUUCUGAAGAGAGGACACCGUGAAGAGAAAAUGCUUAUGCUGAAUGUGGUGCAGGGGGUUUCCAAAGAAGGCGGAUGCAUCUUUGCUUAUUCUGACAAAAGGAAGAUUGGAAAGUCAUCUGGAUAUUAAGAACAAGUGCUGUAACAAGCACUUUAUUCCAGCCAAAAAGAGUGUGAAGUUAUUGGGGUCAGAGCACCAGCUGGCCUAGAAGCACCACUCACAUCUCCUGUGCCAGGCAUCUUAAAGCUUCUUAGAAGAAUGUGUGGACAAGACUCAUAGUAACAACUGACCAGCCAAUAUACAGCAAGCUACCUUCAUGUUGUUACAAGUGCUAGUCUUGGCUAGACUCAUAGCCUCCUUUUAAUUUGGUAGCAGGGCCCAGAGGACAAAGGAGCAGCACUUGUGUGAUAUAUAGAAAUAUAUUUUGCAAACAGAGCAGCUAUUAAGAAUAUGAAUCCAGAAACAAGGCAUUAACCAAGCAGUGGGAAUUUGAAACAGGGAACCAGGCCCAGUACCAGUGGGAGCUGUGCUCAGGGAUCUGAAUGUACCUUCCCCAGCCUCUACAGUUACUCAAAGCAGGACUGCUUUCUUUCUAGCUUUGGAACCUCCCAAUCAAUCCCUUGCCAGGUGUCAACGUGGCUUCUGGUCCCACCGUUCCUGUGCAAUAGGAAGCAAUGACUGACUUCUUUCUUUCCUCUGAUGUGUUCCCAGCACCACCGUGUUGCACAGCAGAGCUGCAAGUGACAGCUUUGCAUGGAUGCACAAGAAAGGAGUGACUCUAACAACAUUUUGUCUAGCUCUUGCCACCCUGUCACUUGAUGGUAGAAUGAGCACAAACGUGAUUUGGUGACUGCUGGGGAACUCAGCUACUAUUGGAACGUGGGCGACUUCCCUAGCAGCGCUUAAUCUUUCUUAGGCCCUGCCUAAAAGGGAGCCGGUGUAAACUGUGACUUUGUAGUAGCACAGACAAUGUGAAUUCUUUUUGCCUUCAGAAGACGUGUUGUUACAGGUUGUCUUACAGGGUCACACCUCCCCAUCCAAGCCUUCACUAAAUUGCCUUGCUCAUCCUUGUUCUGCACUAAAGCAGAGAACAGGCCCCUGGAUGAUUUGACAUGGAAAGAAAACGAAAUGGGGUCAGAGAGGAGCCUUUCACAUAAGGGUGCUGUUCUAGAGUCAUACUCUGUGUUCUGUGGCUAUUUCAUGUCUCUCUGCAGGAAGAAAUGUGCUUCACAAAAAAUAGUUGCCUCUGAUUAACUAGUGUGGGUGAGCCACAUAGUCCAGAGAAUGAGAGAGACAAGUGUAAUAUUAGCUCUUAUGCCAAAGAGCUAAUACUUCUGUAGCAGGGGAGCAGCAUAGUGCUCCCCUGAGUCACAAGUGGCCUUGGGGGUUAACUAUACCUCAUCCCUGCCAUAAAUGUGAUUGGCCAUGCAGCCACUGCGCUUAUAUUUGUACAUUGAUCAUUUUAAAGGGCUUGAAAAAAUUCAUAGGACCAAACAUUCUAUGUGCUGACCUGCAGUCACUUACAUGUACAGGGACCGUUGGUGGCAUGCAGGAAUUUGAGACUAUGAUACGCUUUUCAAAGACUUAUUGAAAACUUUGCCUUUAACAGACUUAUAGUGCCUUUUUUUUUGCACUAAUAGAUCCCUAUUAUGUUAACAUAUAUGAAGAAAUGCAAAUGCAUUCAUGUCAGACCUUAGUAUUUUUACUCCAUUCUCUUUUUAAAAACUCUUCUCCCAUCACUUUUUUAAAACUCAUGCUUAAAAUGUCUUUACAGAGCCUUCUGAUUAUUAUCUUUUUGUUACCAAUGGCUAAGCACACACCUUUAAAAAAUAUUGUAUAUCAAAUGUAACCAGAUUGCUGGCUUCCUGCCUGCCUGUUCUUCCUAUAAGCCAUGAUCAUGUAACUGAAACAUUAGUCACUUAGAAACUUGCUGACUUGGAGACACGAAGUCAGCUUUUAGAUGCAUUUUACAGCUAUUGAAAAUGAAACUUGCUCCAGAAAGCAUUUUUCCUUUAGAAAAUACACCAAAAAAUGUCUUUAUUGCCUCCAUGAGAGGCUACAACUGCAUCAUAUUGUUUGCUCGUACAGAAAUAUGAUUGCACAAGCUACAGGAAGUUGAUGGUCUGUCUGGAACUUACCACGUGACUAGUACAUAAAGCAUGUGUUUUCCUGGCAUGGCGCUUAUGUUUUAAAUUACUGCCUGAAGCAGUAGUAAAUGUGACAGAAUGUGAUGGGUCGCAGUAUGUUCUUGCUUUGCUAGCAUUCACAUAGAAUGAUAGGGACCCUGCUUUUUGGCAUGGCUUUAAUUUCACCUACAUCUGUAUUUCAGUCUGGUGCUUUAAGGUCUGCUGCAAUUUAGCAAUCUAAUGACCUGUAUUGCAAGCAGACUGACUACGCCAUUGUAGCACAGUUAGUUGCCAUGCUAAAUUAUGGGGUAAAUACAUAGACCCACAGCAGCAUGUGCAAAGAAGAAUCCAAUUCUUCAUGCUCAGGCCUACUAAAUGUACUCUAGUGGAACUAUCUCUUAGAACCAUAAAAUACUAGGCAAAUAGACUGAACAGAAGUAGCACUAGAGCUAUCAUUACUUGUGGCGGAUUGAAAGCUGCUUAGUGUAUAUAAAAAUAAGGAAUGGGCUGAAAGUAGGCAAGCAAUAUUUUUGUUAUUGUAUCAUACCUCAUACCUGCCCUCAGCAUUCCUCAUCUCCAGUCCCCAGUCUCUUCCGUUUGCUUCCUCCCUCUUCCUCCCCUCCCACCUCCAAGUGAUGCCAUGGGAAGGAGGCAAUUUAUCUGUCUCUCUGCCAUUCCAUGGACUUUUAUGUAACAGUGGGAGCAGAGGCGUUUGUUUCCAAUGGACGUUUGUUUUACAAAGUUAUAUUUUUAAUAAACUACUUUUCCAAAA